UACAAUAAUAAUCACUCCGUCAGUGCAAUCCGUAGCGAACGUACGAAACGACAUCACCGUCAUUCGUGUGCAAGUAGAAAAUAAAACCGACGAGUGAGACGACUUAGCUUGGUUUAAUUUUGAAUCUCGGUACACUGUUUUUUUUAAGGAGGUCCCUUCAGUCGUUAUCGUCGAACAAUGACGAUAUAUAGUGUCGUUCAUAGCUGUUAAUCAUCAACAUCGCCAUCGACUAAUCUGGAUAAAAGUUCUAUCAGCUAUUGUUUAGUCUCCAGUGACAAGACAAGAUUAAUCGACAUAAUUUUCCUGGAUUAAAACACAAUGUUUGCUGUCCAUUGAAUAUUGCAUUCUAAUGUUGACCUGAACGGUGGUCACUCCUCGGCCUGGUGUUGUCCUCGACCCAGCACGUUUUGGGGGCCGUCACAAUGGAAAUGAACGGUGUAGGGACAAGCAGUGACGGCAAAAACAGAUCGUGGCGCAGGCUCAGUCUGAAACAAUACAAAAGAGCACCAACGCAGGACACCGAGAAAACACCAAAAAAAUGGACAAGUCUUCGCCAGCACCGAAAGCCAACAGAAGAGUCGGGCACUGAAAUGGAAUCGUCGCCGCAGACCCAAAGGCGUACCAAUUGGGCAGUUUACCAGCAUUUUUCGACGGCAUCCGAUUCACCCACGCCCUUGCUGAGUCGCGGUGCAAGUGGUACAGUUAAUUAUUCCGAAGUCGACCAACAGCAAGAAGCAUGUGAAAGGGUUUCACUGUCACCGAACUCCAAGUUCGUGCCUGGACUGUCAGAUGAGAAUGGAGAUAUUCUUCGUGACUUUUCCAAACUCAACUGCUGUCAGAAAAUCACAACGCUGCUGACUUCAUCACAUCAGUUUAAAAACUUACAGGUGGAAAUGCUCUAUCAAAGAUAUUUCCUGCGAACCAAUCAAAGUCACAUGGUCCAUUUGCUGGUGCUGCUGUGUUUGCUGUUCACGUGUAUAGCUUUUGCCGUGCUUCUAUCUAACUAUGAGACUCAGGUUCAUUGUUCCUUACUCCUUUUAUGCUGUAUAGUUAUUUAUCUAGUCAUAAUUGGCAUCGUGUCGAGAUCUGGAUUGAACGAGGUGUACUUAAGUUUCGUGUCCUACGUGGUGUUGGCCACGUUCUUGUUGAUAGAACUGUCAUUCGGCGUUCUCACCAAAUCUCAGGCCGUCACCGUUCCUACAUUGGUGUUCGUCUACAUAUCUUACAGUCUGCUCCCAGUCAAAUUACAGUACGCUAUCUUUGCUGGCACGAUAUUCAUGAUGUCUCAGUUGGUUUUCACCAUAUCAACGGAAACCGGCAUAUCCAGCCAUAGUUUCAUUAAUUUGUUGCUCGUGGCGUGUACAAACGUGACUGGAGUAAUGAUGCAUUACCCUAACGAAGUGGCCAAAAGACAAGCGUUCUUGGAGACCAGACAAUGUGUUCAAGCAAGACUGACCACGCAAAAGGUUAACCAGCAGCAGGAAAGACUGCUAUUGUCGGUUUUGCCCAGACAUGUCGCCAUGGAAAUGAAAGCCGACAUCGCUGGUAAACGUCACGACAGCAUGUUCCACAAAAUUUAUAUACAAAAACACGAGAACGUUAGCAUACUGUUUGCGGACAUCUGCGGAUUCACUAGCCUAUCCGACCAAUGUACAGCUCAAGAACUAGUAAGACUUCUGAACGAACUGUUCGCCAGAUUCGACCGGCUGGCUCAGGAAAACUCUUGCCUGCGCAUCAAACUUCUAGGAGACUGUUAUUACUGCGUGAGCGGACUGCCCGAACCCAGACCGGACCACGCCAACUGUUGCGUGCAAAUGGGUCUUGACAUGAUCGACGCAAUCACGUUGGUGAGGGACGUGAUGGACGUUAACGUCAACAUGAGAGUAGGAAUACACUCGGGUCGCGUGCACUGCGGAGUUUUGGGACUGUGCAAGUGGCAAUUCGACGUGUGGUCCAACGACGUGACACUGGCCAACCAGAUGGAAAGCGGCGGAAUACCUGGGAGAAUACACAUCACCUCGGACACGCUCAAGUACUUGGGCAACGCGUACCAAGUGGAACCCGGCAACGGCGGCGAGCGGAACGCGUUCCUUAAGGAUCACAACAUCGAGACGUACCUGAUCGUGCCGCCGGAUGCGACUUAUGUGUCGCAGUAUUACAAAAAACAGAGCCCUGGCCCUUCGUACAACGGUAACAUAUCAAAAGAAUUCAGAAUUAUGGGUCACAAUCAACGACACAUCACCACGUUUACAUGUAAAGAAGAACCAGAGGUGCACAAUGGCGAAGUGGACGAAUACCUGUUAUGUGCCAUCGACGCCAGAAGCAUUGACCGUCUCAAAGCCCAGUACUGUUAUCCGGUCACGUUGAAAUUUCGAGAUCCCAAUAUCGAGCAAAUCUACAGCAAAGAGCCCGACAGAAUGCUCUAUUCGUACAUGGCGUGCACCGUUUGCAUAUAUUCCGCUAUUACCGUCGGUCACAUCGCGAUUCUGCCGUUGUCGUACUUGCUGAUAGGAUGCUUGGCGCUAGGAUGGACGGUGAUCGCCCUGUCGGCCAGUGUGAUUUUUCGCAACAAGCUGGCGGAUACGAUGAAUUUACUUAAAAAGGCGUCUCAGACCAUCAACCAGGAUCGGUCGAUAGCCCAAACGAUGGCCGUGGUCAUUAUCGUUUGUUGUUUUUUGACAUCCAUGACACCGUUGAUCAAGUAUAAAUUAGAAGUGUGUUUCAACGAACUCAAUCAAAAUUCUACUGACUAUCGUCCUUUGGACGACCAAAAAGACACAGUGACAUUGGAAAACACUUGUCAGCUUUUAUUUAAUUACAUGACAGUAUGUGCUAUCAUACUCAUGAUAUUAGUUGCCGUGUAUCAAGUGCUAAUCAGUCUAGUCAAACUUUUCUUGUUAAUGUUUAUAUCUUCGUGUUACUUCAUAUCGUCUAGCAUAUUUUUGAACCACAGACCGAUUGAAGAAUCGUUUUGGAUCCGAAUUCUUAUGUUUGUCAUUAUGAUGGGCCUGAUUGUUGCAUUGAUUCUACAAGCACAACAGACUGAAGUUACUUCUAGACUUGACUUCCUUUGGAAACUUCAAGCCACAGAGGAAAAAGAAGACAUGGAACAUCUAGAAGCGUACAACCGUAAGCUUCUAGCUAACAUUCUACCAGUUCACGUAGCUGAACAUUUUUUAACACUAGACAAACCCGUUGACUUUACACAAGCUAUAAAUGGGGAUAUAAAAAAAUGAAACAACAUAUACGAGGGCCAUGUCAAAUGAAAUCCCGUUAAAAAGGUUUAGAGUAGCGAUAUUCGUUUGCAAAAAGUCAAAUGGAAAUACAUUUUAAUAAGUAUAAUAUGGUUUGUCUAACGGAGAAAGAGAAUCGGUUUUUUUGCGCCGAGUUUUAUAUUUUGAGAAAUUAUUCUUAACUAUCUUUGAAAAUUCGCAGAAAUAAAUUACAGAAGAAAGCUACAAUCCAAUUUUGCCGGUAACUUUUUACUGCGCAAAAAAGUAAUCAGAGUGGUUCUAUGAAUUUCAAAAUCAACAUGAAUAUUUAAUCGAGUUCUGAGAUAAAAAUACUAGUAAAUAAUUGUAUAUAUUAAAACAUUAAAAAAAAAUUAAAAUUAAAACCCAACCUAGCACGCUUUAUGUAGAAUAGAGCACUUCUUAAAUUGUGCACCCAAUAAUUGAAGUAAAGUAAUUUUCAAUGUUCUAUGUGCAUCUUUUUUUCAUUGUUUUAAUGUACAAUAGCACUUGCAGAUCAGUCUGUACAAAUAUAUUAGCACACACAGACGUAUGAAUAUUCCCAUAUAUAUUUUUCUCUAACAUCUCACAACCCCUUGAAUUUCACACUGGUGGUCACGGUCGGCUCCUAUGACAGGACCGGAGGGAAUCGAAGCACCGAAGCUCGACGUCACACAGGUCAUCACAGGUCGGCAAAUCGUUAUUUAUUCAUGGAAUUAUUUAGCGACAAAUCAGGAAAAUACUCAUACGGUGAAAAACCCUAAGGAAAUAAUAGACAGAAGUAAAAUACUACCCUGACUAAAAAGACAUCCAAUGAUUAAAAAAAGAACCCCUUGUUAUAACCUCAAUAACCACAAGUUACCAUCAGGGACGAGUAUAAUAUGUCGGUUAUCAACUUCUUCGUCCCUAAAACUACUUUUUGUGAUAAAAAAAAAAUGGUUUUUACCGGUUAAAUUAAAUUUACCGGUUUUAUUUAAAUAAAUUAUAAUACUGGGUUACUUAUGAAUUCCCCGUUUAGAUUACUGCGGAAACCACAUUACUAAUUUCUAUGGAGUACAAUCAGUAAAAAUUCUUGUAAAAAACUAUAUGUUAAGAUAAUAGAGCUGUUGUUCGUAACUUAGCUAGUGGAUGAGAAAAUUAGCUGUACUCAUUGAAAUAAUACAGAUACUUAUGAGAUUAGGCUAAUUAAUGGAUUGGGAUUUAUUUUUUUUUAAAGAAGAAAGGACAUUUUUUUUUUUACUAUAAUUUAUUUUUACAUUGUUUUUAGGUCAGAACAAAACAACUAUGACUUUAAGAAUCUUAUCGCCCUCUUGGCACUUUUUAAUGACUGAGUAUUUGUUUUCAUCAUCAUUUUUCACAUCGUUUUCGAAGAGAAUAUGUUGAAAAAUUCAACAAUUUAACUAUCAAUUAAAAGUUUUCCAAAGCUACAAAAUAAAUAAGAAAAUACAUCUUUAAACGUCUAUAUUUAUUUUAAUAAUACUUAUUGCU
This is a messenger RNA of Adelges cooleyi (spruce gall adelgid), 4718 nucleotides long. Its product is annotated as adenylate cyclase type 5. The record is from RefSeq and is a predicted model, not a curated record. Gene Ontology annotation, cellular component: plasma membrane. Gene Ontology annotation, biological process: cAMP biosynthetic process; intracellular signal transduction; adenylate cyclase-inhibiting G protein-coupled receptor signaling pathway. The coding region runs from base 423 to 3236 and encodes 937 amino acids. The transcript has 24 exons. Gene Ontology annotation, molecular function: adenylate cyclase activity. Lineage: Eukaryota; Metazoa; Arthropoda; Insecta; Hemiptera; Adelgidae.